Molecule: messenger RNA, 1868 nt
Organism: Sinocyclocheilus grahami
Lineage: Eukaryota; Metazoa; Chordata; Actinopteri; Cypriniformes; Cyprinidae
Gene: ntd5
Product: ntl-dependent gene 5
Exons: 8
Coding region: 29-1111 (360 amino acids)
Cellular component (GO): extracellular region
Molecular function (GO): peptidase inhibitor activity
Source: RefSeq, a predicted model, not a curated record
UAACCUCUGCUGUGAGUGUCAAGGAAAGAUGGAGCGAUCUCUGCUUGUGUCUCUUCUGUGUGUGUGGGCCCUCAGCAGCCUGUCUGCAGCAUCAGUGGAUGCAACAGAACAGUGUCCAGAGAGAAUACUGGGUAAUGAGAGAAGACAGACCUGCCCAAAAAAGUGUCAGCAAGAUAAAGACUGUGGAAACAAACGUCAGUGUCUCUGUGAUGGCCAGUGCGGACUCAGCUGUGUGGCCCCAGGUCGUACGUGUCCAUGGCCUCUCCCACCUGGAAACAUUUUUGAUUUAGCUCUCCUUUCCCCUUCACCCUCUUUCUCCGCUCUGCUUGAGGUUCGCUGUAAGCCUGGGUUCACCAUGCGUAACGGGCUGGACACUACAAUACGCCGUUGCCAAGGUGACCGGCAGUGGAGUGGAGAUGAAACUGUUUGUACAGCCUCCCCAGGAGGAGGUCUUGCAGCAAAGCCGGUUCUGGUGCCUGAGGUGCCCUGUUCUUUGCCUGAUGAUGAUGAUCUGCUCUCUGUGCAGGGCAAUGUCACCGUGGGAUCCACCAUCCAGUACCAAUGUGCACCUGGAUCUGUGCUGAUUGGAAAUAGUGAGAAUAUCUGUCAUGAGAACCAGAUGUGGCAAUAUCCUCACCCCAUCUGUCGCCGUGUGGUUUGUCCUCCUCCUAAGGAAGUUGAACGUGGACAUCUGGUGGCCGUCCAGAGAACUGAAUAUGAAGUUGGCGGUACAAUCUAUUACCUAUGCAAAAAGAAUUUCUUGUUGGAUGGACCAAAUAAAGUGACUUGUCUACCUAAUGGGACAUGGAGUACAGAGCCUGCCUGCUGGGCCCGCUGUCCAGUCCCUGCUCAACGCAGCAGGGUGAUCGUGGGAGGAGUAAAGCGUUGGCCAUAUGAUCUGACGGAUGGAGUGGUUGCUCAUGGAGAGAAUGUGGCAUUUUUCUGUAAACAUCCAGAAAAACUGUGCAGCUUCACUGCCACAGAGGUCUGCGUGGAUGGACAGCUCAAGCAACCUAGCUGCUAUCUUGACCCUACCUGGCUGCAGUUCAAGCUCUUUCCUCAUCGUCUGGUUUCAGAGAUUAAUCCAUGUGAUCCUGCUGACCUUCAGUAAGCUCAUCGAAUUUUGACAACACAUUUUGCAUGUUGGCACACGCAGCUCUCUCUUCAAACUGACACCAUGACCUGGAGUCUGGAUCAACAUAAAUUGCCUUAUUAAUGUGCCAACUACAUUUUUUAUGGACCGGAUCCUAGUAGGAUCUCACAGUUAUGCCUCACUUAACUCUUCUCUUUUCUGUGUUGUAUGUUGCAUUGACAAAGUUACCUUAAACAGAAGUUGUUGUCAUAUCUGAUAAACAUCCUCAUACUUGCUUGAGGUCUUGGUUUCCAUAAGCUGCUCUCUUUUCUUGUGUUUUGUUGUCAUACAAAGUGUAAAACAAAGUGAUUUUUGAGGCAGCAUUGGUGUUUAUCUUGUUGUAAUAUUUUAUUUCUUUGUUUAUUUUGGCUAAUAUGUUUGUCAAACCCACAACCAUGAAUGCACAGGCUAAAGGUGAACUCUGAAAUCAUGCCAUGUCUGAUAUCUCUCUAAUUUCACUGUAUUUCAAAAGCAGGUGCGUUUAGAGUUAACUGAUCUUUGACUGGACUGCUUGAUUGGAUUACAUAAAGAAUAGAGUCUACUUGGGAAUAUUAUAGCAUAAAAGCCUUGCUGAAUUAUUGCUGUCAUACGGAUUCAGUUUUGCAUUGUGUGAACGUCACAGUGAAUCAUCUUUGAAUGUAUUUUCCUCUUGUAAUAUCAUGAUUCUUCAUUAAAGAAUCUGGAAUGUUUGUUGUCAUUAACAACAAUGAUUUUAUUUUACCUGGUUAGUCUGUAU